Messenger RNA from Pocillopora meandrina, 3271 nucleotides. The record is from the annotation of a GenBank genome assembly. Lineage: Eukaryota; Metazoa; Cnidaria; Anthozoa; Scleractinia; Pocilloporidae.
UGUCGACGUUUGAAGUUUACUACAACAGUUGAUGGAUAUGCUCUUAAAGGUCAUGUGAUCAAGAAUAUCUCCGUCAAAGCUGCUAUUCAUCUGCACAGUCAUUGUAAAAACCUAUGUAUAAUGGAGGAUACCUGUGUAUCCAUCAAUAUAGGUCUCUUAAAAGGCAGAUUUCUUUGCCAGCUGAGUAACUCUGACCACAUAAAACAUCUAGGAGAUCUUGAGAACGAGGAAGGAUUCACGUAUAGAGGCAGAGAGGGGAGCAACCCGCUCAAUAACACAAUGGUAAGCAAAUUUAUACCAAAUUCAGACGAUCAGAUCUGCUAGUGGUCGAUGCCAGGAUCUGUCCGCCUACAGGAGCAGAAAUGACGUCACGUUGCUGUGAUCUGUCAGAGUACAGUCGCACAACUGACGUCACGUUUCUUUGCGCCGUUAAAGCGCAAAGAAAACAUUUUAAAAGCCAUGCAGUUUGAAGUCAGUUCUUUGUUCUCCUUGCUGGUGAACUGUUAUUAAAAAACAAAACUAAGAAAAGAGAACUGAAAGUGAAGCAUUAAAGAAAAAACUCUCUCUUCUCCCAACAUAAUUUAAGAUAAUGGACAGUUUUGAGAAUCCAAUCUUACUUAGAAGACAACAGGGCAAUGACAUUUGAGAAGAGCCAAGAAAUUUAGCAAUAUUAAAGAGUGGGUAAAUACAGAUUUCAUGAGGAAAACUUAAAUGAAAAAUUGAUAAAAUUGAAAAAAAAAACAGAGAAAAGUUUGAUGCAAUAUCAUUGUUUAUUCAUCAGUAUUUUACAUCACAGCAUUAAGAUGGAGAUCACCUUUUUUCAGCGUGUAGCCAUGAUUAUAGUACUCAGUCUGUUUCUUCUUUAUAAGCACUUCUAUCAAAAUCUAAUAGAACAACCUAAAUCAAAAAGAAAAUAUGUUUAUGAUUAAAGUUGACUAAGCUAUAGUUUUGGUUUGGUUUCAGAGCGCGUGCCACACCAGCCCGUGUCUAAAUGGAGGCACAUGCCAACCUGGAAUAACGGUUAUGGACUAUACAUGUGUCUGUCAAUCCGGCUUUACGGGAAAAGGAUGUGAAAAAGGUAAAAGUUACGUCAGUUAUGAUAAGUAGCAAAAGUAGUUCGCACGCCUCCAGAUCCCCACCCCCUUCCCAGCACCCAUUUGUCGGUGGCCGACAACCCUCCGAUCAACAGAAAUCAUGUAAUUCAUCUGAAAAAAAGAAACUUGAAAGCCUCCUUCUCCCUCCAAACAAUAUUGCCUGGAAUCGGUGAGCAGUUUGAUAACAUCAGUGAAAUGGGGGGAAGGAGAGAGAAAUGAAAUUUACAGAAAAAAUUAAAAAAGUAACAGAGCGUACCAUUUAUUGUAGUUAAAUAUUGCUGACAUUGUGUAUUUUUUUAUUGACGCAUCGCGACGGUCUUAGGUCUUAGUAAAAUCUAACCCUUGGUAACUGACAUCUAGGUUUCCUCACUCAAGAUUGGUUUUGUAUAGGUAAUAACAUGAUUUGGAAUGCAAUUUAGUGUUAAUAAGCACGAGUAAUUUUUUUGAAAGACAACAAAAUUGCACGAGCGCGUAGAGCAAAUGCAGUUUGUUGUCUUUGAAAAAUUCCAAAGCGCUUAGUACACCAAACUGCAAGAGAAAUCAUAUCAUUACUUGUUAAUAAUGUAUGCGACAAAACAUCGCAGAAAAUCGAGAUAGACGAAAUGUUUGCAAUUUAUACUCGUGUUUCAACUUUGCACUCGCGUUACAUGAGAAUGCAUUCGUUUUUAGCCAAUAAGAAGCACGUAAUUUUUUUCAUGUACAUUAUUGGAUCAGUUAUUCUGCACAUUUCAGGGUUCAACGCCGUAUUUACAAACCUAGACAGAACAGGACGCACUGGUCCCAAAUCACUUGACAAUCAUUACGCAGGUCAGGAUCACGAUGGACAAGUUUCUUUGUCGAGAGGUAUUCAACUCUGGACUGUGCCUUAUUCUGGUCACUACAGAAUAGAAGCAAUUGGAGCCGCAGGUGGUUACAAUGAGCAGCACGACGGCAUAUACGCCGAGUAUCGAGGAAGAGGUGCAAGAAUAAGCGGGACUUUUGUAUUGAUUAAUGGAGAAAUCAUUCAAAUUCUCGUUGGCCAGGAGGGGGGCAAGAGUGAACGCACAAGUAGUGGAGGGGGUGGAUCUUUUGUAGUCAAAGAAACAAACAACUGCUUGGUAAUUGCUGGAGGAGGUGGUGGUGUAAUCGACCCGCAAUCAAGACAUGCAGGAUGUGAUGCCAGUGCAAACACAACGGGGAAUCCUGGCUAUAGAUCAUGGUCGGGGGGGAGCAAUGGACAUGGUUCCCAGACGGUUGAUGAUUGUAAAGCAGGUCAGGGUCUAUAUUAUAAAUAAAACGUGACGAUAAGUAAUGGUAAUGGAACUGAGUGGAGUCCAAUUCGGUCUGUAAUCAUACGAGUGAUAACAAAGUCGGACGACUGGCAGCGGGAGUCUGUUUUGUUUAUCAGGAUUUAUUACUCAAAAAUUACAAUUACCGAGAAAGAAGAAUGGCCAAGUUAUGAAAGACAAAGAACAUUUGUCUGUACACUGAUUCUAUGGUUGUUGAGUUCAAGGUUGUGAUUGGUUGAUUUUAAUUACAACUUUGAAUAUGAUUGGCCUAUUGAACUGUCCAAUAAUAACAACUUGGCAAGUGAAUUAGUGGAAAGUAGGAAAUUAUCAAACCAAUCACAAUCGAGGAAAUUGUUAUCUUAAUGAUAACAAGGGGAAGACUUCGAUUAAAAAAUAUGUAGUUAUAAUUAUUGUUAGAAUUUUAUUCGAGGAUGGUUCCAACUGAACAGUUCACUUUAGCUGUUUUUAGUCUGAAACCGUGAUUAUUUACACCAAAUUGAAUCCGAACUUAUUUGACUAUCUAUACCUAUAUGACUGAUAUUUAUUAUUUGAUGUUCAGGUGGCGGUGGCGGAGGUUUUUACUCAGAUGGAAGGAGUGGACUGGAAUAUGGAGGAGUAUUAGGAAAUGGCAGCGAAGGUGGUAAGGCUUUUCUCAACGGAGGGAAAGGGGGCAGGGCCGCAAUGCCUAUUAUGUUUGGCGGCUUUGGUGGCGGUGGUGGAGGUACACACUAUAAAGGGGGUGCAGGCGGUGGAGGGGGGUACUCUGGAGGAAGCAGCGGGGCUGGUGUAAGCGAUUCCUGUGGGGGUGGAGGUGGAUCGUUUAACUCGGGAAGAGAUCAGCGGAAUGAUUGUUGUUACAACUCAGAUGGGCAUGGUCAGGUGACCGUAACAUUGCUGAAAGGAAACUAG